Lagenorhynchus albirostris (white-beaked dolphin) is the source of this 1466-nucleotide messenger RNA. It is a transcript of the gene TRAPPC4, whose product is annotated as trafficking protein particle complex subunit 4. Gene Ontology annotation, biological process: endoplasmic reticulum to Golgi vesicle-mediated transport. Bases 351 to 1112 code for a protein of 253 amino acids. The transcript has 6 exons. Lineage: Eukaryota; Metazoa; Chordata; Mammalia; Artiodactyla; Delphinidae. The record is from RefSeq and is a predicted model, not a curated record. Gene Ontology annotation, cellular component: TRAPP complex.
ACUCAAGCCCGGAACUGGCUGCGGGCAGUGCGAGCUUACCCUGCAGCCGGAGGCACUCGAGGCUGUCCCUACCUUUUGCGCUUUGCGACUAGUUGUGAGGCAGUCACACGUUGCUGUUUCCUGACACUAAAAACCUGGGAAAAGGGACGGAAAACAAUUUUCUAGAUCCCGACAGCUAACUUCCCAGCGUUACUGACAGCCAGGCGUGCUCCAAGUGCGCAAGCGCCGCAGUGCGCCGCGCUCCCGGGUCGAGAGGGAACGCGCGGCCGGGGCGCCGGGGGCAGGUCCUGUGCUGCGGUUCCGGGGCGGGGCCGGGAGGGGGAGCCAGUCCCGCAGUAGUGGCGGCAGCAAUGGCGAUUUUCAGUGUGUUUGUGGUGAACAAAGCUGGAGGCCUCAUUUACCAGUUGGACAGCUACGCGCCACGGGCCGAGGCUGAGAAAACUUUCAGUUACCCGCUUGAUCUGCUGCUCAAACUGCAUGACGAUCGUGUGCUGGUUGCCUUCGGCCAGCGCGACGGCAUCCGGGUGGGCCACGCAGUGCUGGCCAUCAAUGGUGUGGAUGUGAGCGGCAAGUACACGGCCGAUGGGAAAGAGGUGCUGGAGUACCUGGGCAACCCUGCUAACUACCCGGUGUCCAUUCGAUUCGGCCGGCCUCGCCUAACCUCCAAUGAGAAGCUCAUGCUGGCCUCCAUGUUCCACUCGCUGUUCGCAAUCGGCUCCCAGCUGUCUCCUGAACAGGGCAGCUCAGGCAUUGAGAUGCUGGAGACAGACACAUUCAAACUGCACUGCUUCCAGACAUUGACAGGGAUAAAGUUUGUGGUGCUGGCGGAUCCUAGGCAGGCUGGGAUAGAUUCUCUUCUCCGAAAGAUUUAUGAGAUUUACUCAGACUUUGCCCUGAAGAAUCCAUUUUACUCCCUGGAAAUGCCCAUCAGGUAUGUGGCUCCGGAUGCGCAGGCUCAGUGGCCAUGGCUCACAGGCCCAGCUGCUCCGCGGCAUGUGGGAUCCUCCCAGACCGGGGCACGAACUGGUGUCCCCUGCAUCGGCAGGCAGACUCUCAACCACUGCGCCACCAGGGAAGCCCUAGAGUUAUUUUUAAAUAAAACAAAAGUGUGAGCUGUUUGACCAGAACCUGAAGUUAGCCCUGGAGGUGGCAGAGAAGGCUGGAACUUUUGGACCUGGAUCUUAGGCUGAACCUGCAGUGGAUCCCCCCCCACUCCCCGCAUAUUCUUGAGAGAUCCUGCAACAGGGGUCCUGCUGUUUCCACUCCGAUGGCGAGCCCAGCGGCAUUUGUUAGUGCACUUGAAAAUGGGAGGUUGCUGAGCCUGAUGACAUGUACCGAUGCCCGAGCCUUAAUACCGUGCUCUCUUUCCUCCUGUAUCUGUCAUGGUCCUACUUCCCAACUCUGUACAGAUUAUUUAUGGAGGAGGUAGGCCCAUAAAUGCUAUAAUAAACAUUCCUUUGAUCUCA